This is a messenger RNA of Lepus europaeus (European hare), 2767 nucleotides long. RefSeq names its product adaptor related protein complex 5 subunit zeta 1 (gene AP5Z1). Gene Ontology annotation, cellular component: AP-5 adaptor complex. The record is from RefSeq and is a predicted model, not a curated record. The transcript has 17 exons. NCBI's taxonomy places the organism in Eukaryota, Metazoa, Chordata, Mammalia, Lagomorpha, Leporidae. Bases 48 to 2462 code for a protein of 804 amino acids.
GGCCGGCGUCUCGGCGGCUCGCUCGGUCCGUGGACGGCGGCGGCGGCAUGUUUUCGGCGGGAGCGGAGAGCCUGCUCCACCAGGCCAGAGAGAUCCAGGACGGGGAGCUACAGAAGUUCUGCUCGCGGCUCAGCCAGCUGCUGGGGGCGGAGGACAUGGGCCCCGAGGCCGUCGACGCCCUGCAGAGGCUCUUCCUCAUCGUCUCGGCCACUAAGUACCCGCGGAGGCUGGAGAAGUCGUGCGUGGACCUGCUGCAGGCCCCACUCCACUCGCCCGCGGGCCCCGAGCAAGUGCAGGUCCUCUGUGCCGCCAUCCUGCGAGAGAUGUCGCCCUACGACAGCCUGAGCCUGUCCUGCGAGCGCGCCCACGACGCCCGGCAGCUCAGCCUGCUGGCCUCCGUCCUCUUGGCCCAGGGGGACAGAAGGCAGGAGGUCAGCAGCGUGGGCCAGCGCGUGUGCAAAGUCCUCGAGAGCCGGCAGCCCGAGGGGCCCAGCCUCCGGCACCUCCUCCCCGUCCUGGCCAAGGUCAUCAGCCUCGCCCCGGGCAGCCUCCAGGAAGAACACACCGGCCCCCUCAGCAAGAGGCUGCUUGAGUGGCUGCGCCAUGCCAGCGUCCAGCAAGGGCUCCCGCGCUCCGGCGGCUUCUUCCCCGCACCCAGGGCCCGGCAGCCAGGCCCCGUCACCGAGGUGGACGGGGCGGUGGCCACGGACUUCUUCACGGUGCUGUCCACGGGCCAGCACUACACUGAGGACCAGUGGCUGAACAUGCAGGCCUUCUCCGUGCUGCGGGCGUGGCUGCUGCAUGGCGGCCCUGAGGGCCCCGCCGGCCCCAACGCAGACAACAGAUCAGAGCUGGAGGGCUCCAUGCUGUCCGUGCUGUCUGCCGCCUCCACUGCCAGCCACCUGCUGCCCCCCCAGGAGCGGCUGAGGGAGGUGGCCUUCGAGUACUGCCAGCGCCUCAUCGAGCAGAGCAGCCGGCGAGCGCUGAGGAAGGGGGACGCAGACCUGCAGAGAGCCUGCCUGGUGGAGGCGGUGCUGGUGCUGGACCUGCUGUGCCGGCAGGACCCCUGCUUCCUGUACCGCACGCUGGCCUGCCUGCGGGAGCUGCCCGGGCGGCUGGGCACGGACCCGGCCUGUGUGCGGGCGCUGCUGCCCCUCGCCCAGUUCUUCCUGAACCACGGGGAGGCAGCCGCGGUGGACUCCGAGGCCAUCCAGGAGCAGCUGUUCACCCGGGUCCCAGCCCAGCUCUUCCACAGCCCCGUGCUGGCGCUGGAGUUCGUCCAGUUCUGCCAGGACAACCUGCACCUGCUGGGCAGGGCCACGGGCAUCCUCUCCCGGAGCUUCCCCAACCUCCUCAAGUUCCUGGCCUGGAACAGCCCGCCCCUCACCUCGGAGUUCGUGGCGCUGCUCCCGGCCCUGGUGGACGCCGGCUCAGCCGUGGAGCUGCUGCACGCACUGCUGGACCUGCCCUGCCUCACUGCGGCGCUGGACCUGCAGCUCAGGACAUCACUCGCCCCGUCUGAGCGGCCGCUCUGGGACACCUCCUUGAGGAACCCCAGCUGCCUGGAGGCCUUGCGGGACCCGCAGUUCCAAGGUCUCUUCCAGUACCUGCUGCGCACCAAGGCCUGCGGCUCCGUGGAGAGGCUGAGCCCGCUCCACCAGCUGCUGCAGCCCAUGGCCGGCUGCGCCCGAGUGGUGCAGUGUGCGGAGGCCGUGCCCACCCUGCUCCAGGCGUUCUUCUCAGUCGUGACGCAGUUCGCCGACGGUGCCCUGACCAGCCAGCUGGCACUGCUGCUGCUGGAGAGGAGCGACUCGCUGUACGCGGUGCCAGGGUUCGAGGCCGGCGUGCACAGGGUGCUGAGCAGCCAGUUCCUGGUGCUGUGCCAGCGGAAGCCCUCUCUGGUGGUGGAGCAGGCCCGAGCGCUCCUGGAGCUGGUGGGCCACGUGGGCAGCGUCUGCAGCAAGGCCAGCCUCGUCACCAGCGUGGUGUGGGCCAUCGGUGAGUACCUGUCCGUGACCUGUGACCGGCGCUGCACCGUGGAGCAGAUCAACCGGUUCUUCGAGGCCCUGGAGGCCCUACUGUUUGAGGUCACGCAGUCGAGGCCGUCCGCCACCCUGCCCGCGUGCCCGCCCCAGGUCAUCACCGCGCUCAUGACCACGCUCACCAAGCUGGCCUCCCGGAGCCAGGACCUGAUCCCCAGGGUGUCUCUGUUCCUGUCCAAGCUGAGGACCUGGGCGCCGGGCCCCAGCCCCGUGCACAGUGAGGACGUGGCAGCCGUGCGCACGCGGGCCACGGAGCUGCUCAACCUGCUCAGGAUGCCCAGCGUGGCCCAGUUCGUUCUCACGCCAAGCGCGGCGGUGUGCAACCCCCGCUAUCACCGGGACACGCACACGGCCCUGCCCCUGGCCCUGCGCACGGCCAGCCGGCUGGUGGAGCAGGAGGCCGGCCUGCUGCCUGCCUGAAGGACCAGCCCAGGCGGACGCAGGUAGAGAGGCCGAGCCUCGGUGUGCACGCAGGGGUACAUGGGGCCUCCUGGGAGAACGGGGCCGCAGCUGCACCCCUCUGUUCCUCUUCUGGCUGAAGCAUCCCUACCUCAGCUGUGGCCACGUCGUGGAGGCAGGUAGCUGUAUGGGGUCUCCCUGUGCCGGCCUCGCCAGGCCCCACCGCAGCGCCAGCCCAAGGCAAGCAUAGGAAAGAUGGUUUAUUCACUCUGCCCAGUAAAGCCUGUACCCACGGAACGCUGGAGUGAGUGUCCGAGCUGUGUAUA